UGUCCGCCGGCUCUAGCAGCGGGGCCCAGCAUGGUCAUGGCGGAUGGCCCGAGGCACUUGCUGCGCGGGCCUGUCCGAGUGGGGUUCUAUGACAUCGAGGGCACGCUGGGCAAGGGCAACUUCGCCGUGGUGAAGCUGGGGCGGCACCGGAUCACCAAGACGGAGGUGGCGAUAAAAAUAAUAGAUAAAUCUCAGCUGGAUGCAGUGAACCUUGAGAAAAUCUACCGAGAAGUUCAAAUAAUGAAAAUGUUAAACCACCCUCACAUCAUCAAGCUGUACCAGGUAAUGGAGACCAAAAAUAUGUUGUACCUUGUGACAGAAUAUGCCAAAAAUGGAGAAAUAUUUGAUUACCUUGCUAAUCAUGGCCGGUUAAGUGAGUCUGAGGCCAGGCGUAAAUUCUGGCAAAUCCUGUCUGCUGUCGAUUAUUGUCAUAGUCGGAAGAUUGUGCACCGUGACCUCAAGGCUGAAAAUCUCCUGCUGGAUAAUAAUAUGAACAUCAAAAUAGCAGAUUUCGGUUUUGGAAAUUUCUUUAAAAGUGGUGAGCUGCUGACAACGUGGUGUGGUAGUCCUCCUUACGCAGCCCCAGAAGUCUUUGAAGGGCAGCAGUAUGAAGGACCACAGCUGGAUAUUUGGAGCAUGGGAGUUGUUCUUUACGUCCUCGUCUGUGGAGCUCUGCCUUUCGAUGGGCCUACUCUUCCAAUUUUGAGGCAGAGGGUUCUGGAAGGAAGAUUCCGAAUCCCAUAUUUCAUGUCAGAAGGUUGUGAGCACCUCAUUCGCAGGAUGUUGGUCUUAGACCCCUCCAAACGACUAACCAUAGCUCAAAUCAAGGAGCAUAAAUGGAUGCUGGUAGAAGUUCCGGUACAGAGACCUGUUCUUUAUUCACAAGGGCGAGAAAACGAGCCAUCCAUUGGGGAGUUUAAUGAGCAGGUUCUGCGAUUGAUGCAUAGCCUUGGAAUAGAUCAACAGAAAACCAUUGAGUCUUUGCAGAACAAGAGCUACAACCACUUUGCUGCCAUUUAUUAUUUGCUGGUGGAGCGACUGAAGUCACACAGGAGCAGUUUUCCCGUGGAGCAGAGACUUGAUGCUCGCCAGCGUCGGCCUAGCACUGUUGCUGAGCAAACAGUUGCCAAGGCACAAACUGUGGGACUUCCAGUGACCAUCCAUUCACCAAACAUGAGGCUGAUGCGAUCCACCCUCCUUCCACAAGCAUCCAAUGUGGAGGCCUUUUCAUUCCCAGCGUCUGGCUGUCAAGCGGAAGCAGCAUUUAUGGAAGAAGAGUGUGUUGAUACUCCAAAGGUAAAAGGCUGUCUGCUAGACCCUGUGCCUCCGGUCUUGGUGAGGAAAGGGUGCCAGUCAUUGCCCAGCAACAUGAUGGAGACAUCCAUUGAUGAAGGGCUGGAGGCAGAAGGAGAGGCUGAGGAAGACCCCAGUCACACCUUUAAGGCGUUCCAGUCCACACGCAGUGGGCAGAGACGGCACACUCUCUCAGAAGUGACCAAUCAGCUGGUCGUGAUGCCUGGCUCAGGGAAAAUUCUCUCCGUGAGUGACAACCCCUCACUUGGCAGUGUGGAUGCUGAGUAUGAUAUGGGGUCUGUUCAGAGGGACCUGAACUUCCUGGAGGAAAACCCUUCCUUUAAGGACAUCAUGUUGGCGAAUCAGCCCUCACCCCGCCUGACAUCUCCUUUCAUAAGCUUGAGACCUGCCAACCCAGCCAUGCAGGCACUGAGCACCCAGAAACGAGAGACCCACAACAGGUCACCAGUGAGCUUCCGCGAGGGCCGCAGAGCGUCGGAUACCUCCCUUACCCAAGGAAUUGUAGCAUUUAGACAACAUCUUCAGAAUCUGGCUAGAACCAAAGGAAUCCUAGAACUAAACAAAGUGCAGUUGCUAUAUGAACAGAUAGGAUCCCAGGCCGACCCUCACCUGGCUGCAGCGGCUCCUCAGCUCCAAGACAUUGCUGGCAGCUGCCCUCAGGAGGAAGUGUCUCAGCAACAGGAAACUGUCUCUGGUCUCCCUAACAGUGUGCAUCCUCAGCUUGGCCGGCAGCAAAGCCUGGAGACCCAGUACCUGCAGCACAGACUCCAGAAGUCCAGCCUUCUGUCCAAGACCCAGAACACCUGUCAGCUUUAUUGUAAAGAACCACCCCGGAGCCUUGAGCAGCAGCUGCAAGAACACAGGCUCCAGCAGAAACGACUCACUCUCCAGAAGCAGUCUCAGCUGCAGGCCUAUUUUAACCAGAUGCAGAUAGCGGAGAGUUCCUACCCACAACCCAGUCAGCAGCUGUCCCUUCCCCACCAGGAGAGUCCCCCACCGCCUCAGCAGCCACCGCCGACAUUCAGACUGGCUCAGCCGCUGAGCCCCGGCCUAGAGCCUUCUUCUGAGCAGAUGCAAUACAGCCCUUUCCUUGGGCAGUACCAGGAGAUGCAGCCGCCACCGCCACCACCUCCUCCUCCUCUCCCGCAGCAACAGGGAGCUGCCCUACCACCCUUCUCCUAUCAGACUUGUGAGCUGCCGAGUGCCACUUCCCCUGAGCCAAACUACCCCACUCCAUGUCAGUAUUCUGUGGAAGGAGCCCAGCCGAGUGGCAUAGCAGCGCCAGACUGCCCCGGGAGCUCAGGACUGCAGGAGACUCCCUCCAGCUACGACUCCUUAGGUCUGUCUGAGUUACCUGGACUCUUUGAUUGUGAAAUGCUAGAGGCUGUGGAUCCACAGCACAAUGGGUAUGUCCUGGUGAAUUAA
This is a messenger RNA of Chrysochloris asiatica (Cape golden mole), 2739 nucleotides long. RefSeq names its product salt-inducible kinase 2 (gene SIK2). Gene Ontology annotation, biological process: microtubule cytoskeleton organization; intracellular signal transduction; protein phosphorylation. Bases 31 to 2739 code for a protein of 902 amino acids. Gene Ontology annotation, cellular component: cytoplasm. The transcript has 15 exons. NCBI's taxonomy places the organism in Eukaryota, Metazoa, Chordata, Mammalia, Afrosoricida, Chrysochloridae. Gene Ontology annotation, molecular function: protein serine/threonine kinase activity; tau-protein kinase activity; ATP binding. The record is from RefSeq and is a predicted model, not a curated record.